UACAAAGGUAUCACCUCGAAUUGCUUUCUACUUGGAUUCCUGUUGCAGAUGACUAUGAACGUUCCCCCAAGAUCUAGUUCUAAGCUCGUAAAACGAAGACCAGUAGGCUCAGCUUCUCAGUCGCCCGAGCGGACUACACCUGUUUUCACAGCCAACCCCGCAGGUGGCUUCGACGAGGGCCCUCCUCCUGUCCCUCUUUUACCGUCCGAAACCCUAGACGACGCUACUUCAACAAUGCCCCCAUUAACCGAUGGAGAGAAGAAAGAGAAGGAGAAGAAGUCUCGCUUCCGCCUAUCCAACCCAUUCCACUCCAAAGACAAAGAUCGCAAGGAUCCGCCUGAGGCUCGAUUUUCCGACUCGGCGUAUGCCAGCAGCGAGAACCCCAAUUCCUUCUCAGAAGUCGACACGAAUGGAGCUCCCAGCUUCUCCAGCACUGAGCGCCGUAACUCGGCCCAUCGUCCUGUUAGUGGGGAGACAAGAGGAUCAUCUCGAGAGCAUCUGAAACCACCUCCAAGCACCACUCCUAUUCCUCCUCAGGCUCCACCAAAGACGACCAUUACUGCUCCUACACCCCCUACGACUACGCCUGCAUAUAAUCCUCCAACACAACCCCCUCCUAGUGCUGCUAGGAGCGCUUCUCCCGGCGUGCCCCAUAGCCAAGAGACAAUUGCUAAGGAAACACACCAAGACCCGCAAACCGGCUAUACAGUCACGACGACUACGACCACAACGACCACGACGACUACAACAACCGGUCAGGCCCGGAGGUAGCACCACCGUCCAAGUCCCAAACGAGGAAAUCGAAGCCAACAACUCUAACCCAAGCGUCACAAACACCACCGGUCCAAACCCGCCCGCCCCUACUG
Molecule: messenger RNA, 866 nt
Organism: Mytilinidion resinicola
Lineage: Eukaryota; Fungi; Ascomycota; Dothideomycetes; Mytilinidiales; Mytilinidiaceae
Exons: 2
Coding region: 49-771 (240 amino acids)
Source: RefSeq, a predicted model, not a curated record